Messenger RNA from Effrenium voratum, 174 nucleotides. NCBI's taxonomy places the organism in Eukaryota, Dinophyceae, Suessiales, Symbiodiniaceae. The record is from the annotation of a GenBank genome assembly.
GCGCCUUCAAGCCAAUCUCAACUGCAUCCGCCGGGGGCACGCUCACCCAGUUCCUGCAAGGGGCCGUCAGCAACGAUCUCUUGAGUGGGGAUUGGUCCUUCCAGAUUUGGAAUGGCAACACCGUGAGGACCGGCAACUUCGGCCCCGUGACCCUUACCUUCCGGAACUUCAUUU